Ilex paraguariensis (yerba mate) is the source of this 4073-nucleotide messenger RNA. Lineage: Eukaryota; Viridiplantae; Streptophyta; Magnoliopsida; Aquifoliales; Aquifoliaceae. The record is from the annotation of a GenBank genome assembly.
CCCGCCAUGAGCUCCUCUCUCUCACACAUUCCCACAGCCUAUUCUCUCCAACCCUCCGCACGCAAAGCUUUUCCAUUUCUUCAACCCCUAGGGUUUUGCUGCCUCAAAAAUCUCGGCGCAUCGACUUCAAAAAAUUCUCAAUUACGAACACUCUACAAGAGGUCGGUGUUCCCUGUAGAGACACAACUCUCCGACGAAGAUGAUGAAGAUGACGACGACGACGACGAUGAAGCCGCUGAUGAAUACGUCGUCGGCUCUGGUGAAAUUUCCGAUGGAUUUGAAGAUAUUGAGGAUGAAAUUGAAAGUUCAGUGGUGGAUGUUUUGGAGACCAAGUCGAAGUUUGAGGAAUUCAAAUGGCACAGAGUUCAGAGGAUCUGCAAUGAGGUCAGAGAGUUCGGUGAAGACAUUAUCGAUGUCGAGGAACUCGCUUCUAUUUAUACUUUUCGCAUCGAUAAAUUCCAGAGAUUGGCGAUUCAAGCUUUUCUGAGAGGUUCUUCAGUUGUGGUUUCUGCGCCGACAAGUAGUGGAAAAACAUUGAUUGCCGAAGCUGCGGCAGUGGCUACGGUAGCUAGAGGAAAGAGAAUAUUCUACACCACUCCUCUUAAGGCUUUAUCUAAUCAGAAAUUUCGUGAGUUCCGUGAGACAUUCGGUGAUAGCAAUGUCAACGUUGGUCUUCUGACUGGAGAUUCUGCAGUCAAUAGAGAUGCUCAGGUUCUAAUUAUGACCACAGAAAUUCUUCGCAAUAUGUUAUACCAAAGUGUUGGAAUGGUUUCUUCUGGAAGUGGACUUUUCCAUGUUGAUGUGAUUGUUUUGGAUGAAGUACAUUAUUUAAGUGACACAUCUCGGGGUACAGUUUGGGAAGAGAUAGUUAUCUAUUGUCCAAAAGAAGUUCAGCUUAUAUGUCUGUCAGCUACAGUUGCAAAUCCAGAUGAGUUAGCUGGUUGGAUUGGUCAGAUUCAUGGUAAAACGGAGUUGGUUACAUCAUCCAAGCGUCCAGUUCCAUUGAAUUGGCACUUCUCUACAAAGACAGCUAUGUUGCCUCUUCUUGAUGAGAAAGGAACAAGCAUCAAUAGAAAGUUGUUGCUGAACUAUAUGCAAUCUGAUUCUUCAGGAGUUAAUUCAUUCAAGGAUGAGGGAUCUAAAAGAAGAACUUCGAGGAAACAUGAAAGGAACAUAUCUCCUAUUUCAAAGAAUGAAAUAAACACCAUUCGCCGUUGUCAAGUUCCUCAAGUUGUAGACACUUUGUGGCACCUUGAGGUGAGGGAUAUGCUUCCAGCUGUGUGGUUUAUCUUUAGCAGGAAAGGAUGUGAUGCGGCUGUUCAGUAUCUUGAAGAUUUCAGGCUCCUUGAUGAGUGUGAGGUGAGUGAAGUUGAACUGGCCUUGAAGAGAUUUCGUAUUCAGUACCCCGAUGCUGUGAGGGAGUCUUCUGUUAAAGGCCUUCUCCGAGGGGUUGCUGCACAUCAUGCCGGUUGUCUUCCUCUUUGGAAAUCAUUCAUAGAAGAGCUGUUUCAACGAGGACUUGUUAAGGUUGUUUUUGCUACUGAGACACUUGCUGCCGGAAUGAACAUGCCUGCUAGGACCGCUGUUAUUUCGUCCCUCAGCAAAAGGGGUGAAAGUGGACGUAUUCAAUUAAUCUCAAAUGAACUGUUUCAGAUGGCAGGGCGUGCUGGACGUCGGGGCAUUGAUAAAAAGGGUCAUGUAGUUCUCAUUCAGACUCCAUAUGAAGGGCCUGAAGAGUGCUGCAAGCUUUUCUUUUCCGGACUUGAACCUCUUGUUUCACAAUUUACUGCCUCAUAUGGAAUGGUGCUAAAUCUUCUUGCGGGGGCAAAAGUUAAUUGUAGAUCGGGUGAAACAGAUGACAUAAAAGUUUCUCAAGCAGGACGAACUUUGGAAGAAGCAAGGAAGUUAGUUGAGCAGAGUUUUGGUAAUUAUGUUGGCAGCAAUGUCAUGCUCGCUGCGAAAGAGGAGCUUGCUAACAUACAAAAGGAGAUUGAAAUGCUGACUUCAGAAAUUAGUGAUGAAGCUAUUGAUAGAAAAAGCCAGCAACUGUUAACGAAAAUGGCAUAUGAGGAAAUUGCUGAUCUGCAAGAAGAAUUGAGGGCAGAAAAACGUCUGCGGACCGAACUACGAAAGAAGAUGGAAUUGGAGAGACUUUUUUCUUUAAAACCUCUGUUGAAGGAGUUUGAAGACAGUCAUUUACCUUUCAUGUGCUUGCAAUAUAAAGAUUCCGAUGGAGUUCAACAUUUAAUUCCUGCUGUUUAUCUGGGGGAGGUUAAUUAUCUGAAUGGUUCAAAACUUAAGGACAUGGUUCAUGCCAAUGAUUCUUUUGCUUUGAAUGUAGAAGGAGAAAUUCAUAACAUUGGUGAAAUGCAGCAUGAUGUCAAACCCUCUUAUUACGUGUCUCUUGGUUCAGAUAACUCGUGGUAUCUUUUCACAGAGAAGUGGAUAAAAACUGUUUAUAGAACAGGCUUUCCUAAUGUUGCCCUAGCUCAAGGUGAUGCUUUGCCACGAGAAAUUAUGACAAUACUACUUGGCAAGGAGGGAAUGCAGUGGCAGAAGCUCGCAGAAUCUGAACACGGGGGCCUAUGGUGCAAGGAAGGAUCUCUGGAGACAUGGUCUUGGAGUUUAAAUGUUCCUGUUUUGAGUAGUCUUUCCGAAAACGACGAGGUUUUACAAUUCUCACAAGCAUACCAUGAAGCAGUAGAACGUUACAAGGACCAAAGGAAUAAAGUUUCCCGGUUGAGGAAAAAGAUAGUACGUACAGGAGGCUUUAAAGAAUAUAAGAAGAUCAUAGAUAUGGCUAAGUUUACAGAGGAAAAGAUUCGACGCCUGAAAACUAGAGCAGACCGUCUGAGUAAUAGACUAGAGAAAAUUGAACCAUCUGGUUGGAAGGAGUUUCUGCAGGUCAGCAAUGUCAUUCAUGAAACUAGGGCAUUGGAUAUCAAUACACAUAUGAUAUUUCCCCUUGGUGAAACAGCAGCUGCUAUUCGAGGAGAAAAUGAACUGUGGCUUGCAAUGGUUCUUCGGAAUAAAAUUUUGCUGGAUCUAAAACCUGCACAGCUUGCUUCUGUCUGUGGAAGUCUAGUUUCAGAAGGGAUCAAAGUUCGACCUUGGAAAAACCACAGCUACAUAUAUGAACCUUCCACCACUGUUACAGAAGUCAUCAACUUUUUGGAUGACCAAAGAAGCUCCCUUUUACAACUUCAAGAAAAGCACGGCGUAAAGAUACCUUGCUGUUUGGAUAACCAAUUUUCUGGUAUGGUUGAAGCUUGGGCUUCCGGCCUUACUUGGAGGGAAAUCAUGAUGGACUGUGCUAUGGACGAAGGAGAUCUGGCUCGCCUCUUGCGGCGAACGAUUGAUUUAUUAGCUCAGAUUCCUAAGUUGCCUGAUAUUGACCCGCUGUUGCAAAGCAACGCGAGGACUGCAUCCAGCAUCAUGGACCGUCCACCAAUUAGUGAACUGGCAGGAUGAAAAUUUAUUGGACAAAGGCUGGAUGAGGUUGGGCAUACUUAAACUUCGAUAGCAUUUCUAUUGACUCAGCUGGUAUAAUAUAGUUCAUAUGUGUGCCAUGAGGGCCAUGACGAUGAAUAUGUCUAAGGACGUGGUGGGAUAGUGAAUGAUUAAUCCUUCCAUUGCAGAAGAAGACAUUGCAGAUACACCGCUACUGCUAAACCCUGAUUGGGUAUAUGAGCUGCUGCAAAUAUACGUUUGGGGAGACUUUAUAUGACAGCCAGACAAUGAUGUUUGAAGGUACCCAGCUCUAAGGUACGGUAGCUUAUGACAUGGAGAAGUAUUAAGCGCUAACUCAGAUGUUGGAAAUGCUCAUUAUGUGGUCAUAUGCAAGAUCCAUUGUAGAAACUACGUGUUGUCCAAGUUAUUCAAUUGAUUGCCCUGAAUUUGGGAAAUUGUGUUUCAUCCAUUUUAUACACAAGCCGACCAGUUUUCUUUCCGUUGCCUGGUGGUAGUCAAGAAGAAUGAUACUUCUGGCUUCCGAAUCAUUUGGCAGAAGGGGUUAUACACUUGAGGGUAUUGAAAGUUGACAUCAAUUUUUGAUACUCUCUCUCUCUCUCUCU